CUCACAGCACAACCAUGUCGUCCAACGGCGAAGGCUCCUCCUCCUCGGCCGCGGCUGCUGGCCCCGACUACACGAACCUCCCCGCUCUUCAUCACGACGCCGCCACAUUCCUCGCCCACGACUACGACUAUGUGAUCAUUGGCGGUGGUACUGCUGGAUUGGUGGUCGCUGCUCGUCUGACUGAGAAUGAAGAUAUCACAGUCGGUGUGCUGGAGGCCGGGAAGAGCAGAUUGGGCGACUUUUUGGUUGACUCGCCGGCGAUGUUCAUGCAGAUGUUCAUGAACCCGGAGUAUGAUUGGUGCCAUAUGACUGAGCCUCAGAAACACAACCACGGUCGUCGCCACCACAUUCCUCGCGGCAAGGCCCUUGGAGGCAGUUCAGCAAUCAACUACAUGAUGUACGUCCGCGGCUCAAAGCAGGACUACGAUGACUGGGCCAUCAUCGCAGGCGACGAAGGCUGGAACUCCGACGAGAUGAUGAAGUACAUGCGUAAGCAUCAAACCCUCGAGCCCAUCGACGACAGCGUCACCGAUCGCUCUACCAUGCCCUUCGUCGGAGAGCACCACGGCACGUCCGGUCCGGCGAGAACCUCCUUCAACGACUGGCGUCUUCCGAUCGAGGACGACUUCAUCAAGGCCUGCGACGACGCCACCGGCAUGUCCAAGAAGCCCGUCGAUCCAUGGAGUGGAGACCACAUCGGGUUCUACAACACCCUCGGCUUGGUCGCUCGCUCCGGUGAAGCCAAGGGCAUGCGGAGUUACGCUGCUCGCGGUUACUUCGCUGCCAACGCCCACCGCAAGAAUUUGCACGUCCUCACCGAGGCGAUGGUGCAGAAGAUCGAGCUCAAAGGCGACACCGCGACUGGCGUCCGCUUCAUCCACAACGGCGAAGAGCACACCGUCAAGGUCGGCAGGGAAUGCCUCAUGGCUGCUGGUGCCAUCCAGUCCCCUCAACUGCUCGAGCUUUCCGGAAUCGGCAACCCCGAGAUCCUUCGUGCUGCGGGCGUCGAGCCAUUGAUCAACAACCCCGAAGUCGGCGAGAACUUCCAGGAUCACGUCCUCACCAUUGGCUGCUGGGAGGUCAAGCCAGGCAACAUGACGCUCGAAGCCAUCCACAACCCAGCCGUGAUGGAGGCUGCACAGAAGGCUCUUGCUGAGACCGGCGGUGGCCCUCUCACUUCCGUCUGCACCAUGCAGGGUUUCUUCCCGUACAAGAUGUUCGCCACGUCGGAGGAGCAGGAUCGCAUCAUCAAGUCGAUUGAGGCCGAUCUUCCCAGCUUGAGCACAUACCAGAAGAAGCAGUACGAACGCACGAUUGAGCACUUGAAGGAUGACAAGUCGGCCAACUUGCAGGUCGUGUUGGUUCCUUCGCACUUCGGUAUGGAGGAGGGUAUUGAGAACCAGUCCAAGGUGUUCCCGGCGCCCAGCAACCCUGAAGACCCGUACGCCAUCUCCGCCGCCAUGUGCUUGCAGUACCCUCUGUCUCGUGGAAGCGUCCACAUCAAGUCUUCCGACCCCAACGAACACCCCGCCGUCGACCCAGGUUACCUCAAACACCAAGCCGACGUCGACGUCCUCGCCGCCGGCCUCAAGAUGCUGGGAAAAGUCGAACAAUCCCCCCACCUCGCAGACAAGAUCUCCAAGCGUCUCUACCCACCCGCAACCGCCGACAUGUCCGACACCGAGCAGAUGCGCACCGCCGUCCGGGACAUCUGCAUGUCCGAGUACCACGUCUGCGGAUCGGUCGCCAUGGGUGCUGCGACGGAUACCAAAUUGGUCGUGCUGGGGACGAAGAACGUGCGUUGUGUGGACGCGAGUGUGUUCCCCAAUCACGUGUCUGGUAACAUUGUUUCGUCGGUGUAUGCGGCUGCGGAGAAGGCGGCGGAUAUCAUCAAGGAUGACUGGAUUACUGGCGGAGGCAAGGGAAAGAUUUUGAUGAAGUAG
This is a messenger RNA of Zymoseptoria tritici IPO323, 1943 nucleotides long. RefSeq lists its product as uncharacterized. The record is from RefSeq and is a predicted model, not a curated record. Gene Ontology annotation, molecular function: oxidoreductase activity, acting on CH-OH group of donors; flavin adenine dinucleotide binding. Lineage: Eukaryota; Fungi; Ascomycota; Dothideomycetes; Mycosphaerellales; Mycosphaerellaceae. The transcript is spliced from 5 exons. The coding region runs from base 15 to 1943 and encodes 642 amino acids.